Bactrocera neohumeralis is the source of this 2701-nucleotide messenger RNA. Its product is annotated as tetratricopeptide repeat protein 39B-like. The transcript has 11 exons. Gene Ontology annotation, molecular function: protein binding. The record is from RefSeq and is a predicted model, not a curated record. NCBI's taxonomy places the organism in Eukaryota, Metazoa, Arthropoda, Insecta, Diptera, Tephritidae. The coding region runs from base 759 to 2597 and encodes 612 amino acids.
AAAAAAUUUAGUUAAACAUUGUGAAAUAUCAUGUGCACAUAAAUUUUUUUUAAUUUUUAGAAGCGAACAUUUUAAAAAAUAUAAGUGUUAACAACAUAUUCCUCCUACGGAGAUGCUCCCCUAUCAGCACAUAUCCCAUUUAUACCGAAAUUCGUUUUCAGUCCAAGACUAACAAAGUAAUCAGAAUCGUGCCGUAAACAAAACCUCACACUCUCCGUGGUGAAGUCACAAACUAAUUUAUUUAUUCUCAUUUUUAUGUAUGUUGAUAUGGACGGUCUGUUCAACGGAGAAUAACUGCUAUAAGGGUAUACAUGAGACAUACAUAUUAAUACCACACAAUUGCACAAUCGCGUAGAUACAUACAUAUAUCCGACACGAAGCUGAGAAGGUGAAGUAUUUAAGAACCAUUCGCUAUAACAAUCAAACAGUGUCAAAACAAAUGUGAAAUACAUCGAUUAAAAAAUGCGGCACUAAUUACUUCAAAGUUGUUAAUUGUAUUCAAGUGCAAGAAUCACUAAAUAUUGAUAUAAAAACCUGAUUAGAGAUUAAUAUGUAAAUGUGUAUGCAUAUUAAAUGAACAUUGUAUUAAAAAAGGUGCAGAUCAACAGUAACGAAACAAAUAAAAUAGCAACCAACUAAAAUGCAGUACACAGUGUAAAAGAAAAUUUCAAGUUGCACAUAUGCAUAUUAUAAUAUGCUGCCAAUGGUUGCCCGUGCCAACGGAUAUACAUUCUGCUAUGAACAAAAAAUAAUCUGAAAUGUUGCCCACUCGGAUAAAAAAUGUGCAAACGUCGCAGCUGUCAUCUGACACUAGUUUUUCUCAAACUAUGUUAAGUUGCGAGAGUACAAAUUCAAGCAGAGCGGACGCUGUGGAUGAAAAUAUUGAAGAUGAAGAAGAAAAUGAGUUCUUCGAUGCCAGCAGUGAACCAGAUGACUUUAAGAACUUUGAAAUGGAUUUAAAUAAUGCUCUGGAGGAAGCUAAGUUGGCCAUUUGUUAUUUCUUUAACAAUAAAUUUGAUGAAGCUCGCAUUUUAUUGCAACCAUACGCGCAUGUCAGUAUGUACCAUUCAAUGGGCAAUGCUGUAUUUAUAUUCCUGGAAGCAAUAUUAACAUUUGAACAGCGACACAUUGUCAGAGCUGGAGAUGAGUUGAAAAAGUGUUUAAGUGUUUGCCAAGGUUAUAAGCACAAAAACACUUUUACACAGUCCAUCGGGAGGAAAUUUAAGAGGACAAAUUACACGCAACUCACUGAUUUGGAGGCGCAUGCUGAACUUUGUUAUGCAGAGUCGUUGCUCUUGCGAGCUCUACUUACAUUCAUUGAGGACGAGACUUUAACAAGUUUGAUACGCGGAGGUAUGAAAAUACGUCAUUGUUACAGUAGCUACAAGGAAUGCGCUCAAAUUCUUGUGCAAAAACAGUGGGAAUCAGAUGUGUCGAAAGUACAUUUCGAAAGCGGUGUACGAAUGGGUGUUGGCGCCUUUAAUUUAAUGAUUUCUUUACUGCCCACAGGUGUUAUAAAAGUCUUGCAGUUCAUAGGAUUCUCUGGAAGUAAGACUGCUGGUCUAACUGAUCUCAAAACUGGUUAUCAUUUAUCCGGUCUACGUCAGGUGCUCUGCGCCAUCACUUUGCUUGGCUAUCAUCUGAUAGUUUGUUAUGUGAUAAGUCAUCAAGGAGGGGAUUUAGAACUGUGCCAUAGCAUCCUAGAGGAGCAAUUACUAUUGUAUCCUCAGGGUGUGUGGUUUCUCUUCUUUAAGGGCCGACUAGAAUUCAUGAAAGGUAAUCUGGAUGAAGCGCAGUAUUGGUACAAAAAAUCAUGGAAAUCACAAAACGUCUGGACACAAUUCCAUCAUCUGAGUUUUUGGGAGUUAUUCUGGGUAAACUGCUUGAAGUUAGAUUGGCAUGAGGCGAGAUUGUACGCCAGCUACUUAGUAGAACAAAGUAAAUGGUCUCGUACAAUUUAUUCAUAUCAGCAAGCAGCCGUAAUGCUAAUGAACGAUGACCUUGACGAUUUUGGACGGCAAACCGUUGAGCGUCUAAUGCAAGAUGCACCCAAGCAUAAGCAACGAAUUGCUGGAAAAUCACUUCCAAUGGAAAAAUUUAUUUGUAAGAAAGUGGCACGAUAUUUUGCGCAAAAUCAUUACUUGUGCCUUCCAGCUGUUGAGCUAAUGUUCGUCUGGAACACAUUCAAGGUACUUGGUAGAAAUUAUCGGCUUUCUGACAGUAUUUGCCGCUUAAUUGAACACCAAAUGAAAGAGUUAGCGCACAGAAAUGAUAUUUAUGAACUUGAUAAUCAAGCGUUAUGUUUGUUAUUACGUGGCGCUUGUUAUCGACAAAUGAAACAACCAUUCCUUGCAUUGCAAGAUCUUGAGGCAUGUAUGAACUUGGAAAGUGAGGUAAAAGAGGAUACAUAUUUGAUUGCCUACGCCUGUGUGGAAUCAGGACUGGUGCAUGCGGACGAACAAAACUACGAUUUGGCUAUCUCCAUAAUUGAGGAAGCAAAGAAGAAAUACACUGGAUUUUCCCUUGAAUCACGCCUGCAUUUUCGCAUCCAUGCUGCACUUAUGGAACUAAAGGAAAAGCUUAAUGCUACAACAUAAAGAUAAAAAUAAUAAAUAAACCUGUUAUAUUAGCAUGAAAUCAAGUGAAAUGAAAUAAACAUAGUUAAAAUAUAUAAAGUCGUACUCGCAGAUAUAACACUGUA